ACCAAUGAAAACAGAUGAAUUUCGUGAUUUGAUCAGCGAUUAUGUGCUUGAAAUGACGCGAUGUUUCUCACGAUGGGUGCACUCAGUGUUCAUUACUUGAUUUUCAAAUUUUUUCAAGUGCGUUGUGAUGGCAAUCGAUACGGUGAAAUCGAAGAUUACUUCAGUAAAUUUGUGGAUAAGAACUUCUUCGAUGAUUUUUUCCGAGGGACACAAAAUUUUGAUAGCGACGAUGAAGAUGCCGUAAUGAACUGUGGAUACAAGGUGUCCAGAAUGAUUUAUCGUUUGUGUCGUAAAUAUUUCGUGAGAGCUCCAAAAAUUGAGAAAAUAUCAAAUAUAUUCAACUAUCACUACACACAAAUCAGAGCGCGUACCAGAUCCGUAUCUAAUUGAAAUACUAAAAAAUGGAUUGCAUCCAAUUCGUUUCGGAGAUGGUCGAGCAUAUUUUUUCACGAUGACGACGGCAGGCAAUUGGUUCAAAUACGUACCAAUAUUUCUAUAUUUGCAACGGUAAGCCGUUAAUAUUUUUACAUUAUUUCAAAUCAAUCGGUUGCACACAAUCGAUUUUGAGAGAGAUCGGAUGCCCACACCCACGGCUCAUUAGACGUGAUGGAACACCAAAGCAACGUGAGGAAUUAAAAGCCGCUGAUUGGGUCGUGCUUUGGCGAACGUAUUUUGACAUCGAAAGAACACCGCAAAAUGAAAAUCGUGCCACUAUAAAAUUCCGAAAUUCGAUUCAAACGGAUGGAGUGGCUAUGUCAUUCUGGAUGGAACGCACAAAAUUCGUCGUUGUCAAAGACGAAAAUGAAAUCAUGCGGGAGACUCAAGAAAAGUUAUUGAAAGCGCAACAAGUGUAUGGUCUCGAUCCAGGUCUUCGGCUGGUGAUUGGCGGUGUUUGUGUGACCAAUUACAAUGAUCCGAACAAGGAAAAUCGCCGCGAAAAACUCGUUCGAUUGAUAUCGGGUCAAUAUAAUCACAUGAUCGGCUAUCGCAAGCGAAAUAAAUGGCGCAAAAAGUUGACUUUCAACAUUGACGAAAAAAUGCGUAUUCACCGAGAAUCUUUUGAUGAGCAACCAAGUCCACAUUCAGACAACAUUGAUAGAUAUGUCGAUCAUUUUUUACGGCAUUUCAAUGAGAAGUUUGAAGCAUACACGCAGUACGAAUAUGCACUUCAAGAUUUUCUACAGUACAUCGAUACGAAUAAGACACUCGACAAUUUGGCAGACUGGUUGAUCGAUGGCAAAGAAACAUUCGUAUUUGUGGGUGAAAAUUUCAUUGCUGCCGACUCAGAAGCAAAAGGUUAUAUUCGGUCGAAAGUACGCGAUUUAUUUGAGAAAAUGAAGCGACGGCGCAACUGUGCAGUGGUCAAAGUGGAUGAAUUUCGAACAACAAAGGUGUGCUCAUUGUGUUUCAAAGACUUGGAAUUUCCGAAGAAAGGUGAUCGUGUGAAGAUGAAGUAUCGAUACUUUACUUGCCGUGGAUGCGAACCAUUGCCAGAAGGAAAUAAACCACAUGGUCCCAUCGACUCGAGAAAGGGUAAUCAUCUUUUGACGAAACAACGAAAACAUCGACCUCGUCCUGGACCACGUAUGGCAUCAAAAUUCCGACGCUACGAAGAAAAACGGACAAUUGGUCGUACUAUAAAAUGGAAUCGUGAUACAAACGCCGGUCGCAAUAUACUCUACAAAGGACGGUGUGCUGUAAUGAAUGAAGAACUACACCCCGUAUUUCAAAGACCUACAGUACCCAUUCAGAAUCAACAACCUAUACAAGGAACAUCGCGUUCUAUCCAAGACCAAGCACAAAACUCUCGGCCGUAAGCCCUGGGUAUUGUGCGGGAUGUCAUCGUGGUCUUAUUAUAGCUACUUUUAAGUACUUACCAUUGUCACAUGAUGGAAAAAUAUCAUCUACCGAGCAUAUUCGUUUCGGAUAUUUUCGGUCAACGGGGAUAAUUUCGAAUUCAGCUGGUCCAAUUUCUGAGAUGUGGCCCUGAAUGUAGCCCUCAGUUGAGUCUCUAACCCACACAAGUUGCGAAUCAACAAUCAUGGUUCUAAAACAUUUUUAAAAAACACAUGAAUUAUUCAGCCAUUGUAAUUAAGGAACAUUUCAAGCGAACAACAUGAAUUAUUUAGUUUUUCUUAAUUUUUGAUUUUCUUUUUUUUCUAAUCAUGCUGCACCAAUACACUAAUUAUUGUUCACUUAAACGUAAUUAUUUGACCAUUUACUUUUUCUUGU
Messenger RNA from Contarinia nasturtii (swede midge), 2232 nucleotides. RefSeq lists its product as uncharacterized. The transcript has 5 exons. The record is from RefSeq and is a predicted model, not a curated record. NCBI's taxonomy places the organism in Eukaryota, Metazoa, Arthropoda, Insecta, Diptera, Cecidomyiidae. Bases 753 to 1817 code for a protein of 354 amino acids.